GGAGGCAGGCGGUCCCUACCGCAGGCGCGGGGAGCUGCCUUUCCGCCCCUCUGCCUGCUUUCCAAGCCUGGGCUUUUAGGAGUGGCUGAAGCUGCGGGGCGCUUCAGGAGACUGUGAAUGAACCCUCCUCCUCUUCCUCCUCCUCCUCCUCGCUGAGUCUCCUCCUCGGUGCUGACGGUACAGUGAUAUAAUGAUGAUGGGUGUCACAACCCGCAUUUGAACUUGCAGACGAGCUGCCCCGAGCCUUUCUGGGGAAGAACUCCAGGCGGGCGGGCGCAACAGCCGCGAACAUUAGGUGCGGUGGACAGGCGCUGGGACCCGAAUCUGCCGUCAGCCCCGCGUCCUCCAGCACCAUCCCGCACCCUCCGCACCCUUCCCCAGACCGCCGCGCUUCCUAUGUGACCCGCCCCGCCAACGCCGAGCCCAUUCGCGCAGCGCUGAGGUGAAUUUUUCCCCCAAACUGCAAUAAGCCGCCUUUCAAGGACAAGAUGUUGAUAACUAUAAAGAGCAUCUUAUGGAUGUGCUCUACCUUAAUAGCUGCCCAUGCACUACAUAAAGUCAAAGUGGAAAAAAGCCCACCUGUUAAGGGCUCACUCUCUGGAAAAGUCAACCUACCGUGUCAUUUUUCAACCAUGCCUACCUUACCACCCAGUUACAACAACAACAGUGAAUUUCUCCGAAUCAAAUGGUCUAAGAUUGAAUUGGACAAGAACGGAAAAGAUUUAAAGGAGACUACUGUUCUUGUGGCCCAAAAUGGGAAUAUCAAGAUUGGUCAGGGCUACAAAGGGAGAGUGUCAGUACCUACACAUCCCGAGGACGUGGGCGAUGCCUCCCUCACCAUGGUCAAACUGCUCGCCAGUGACGCGGGCCUCUACCGUUGCGAUGUCAUGUAUGGGAUUGAAGACACACAAGACACAGUGUCACUGACCGUGGAUGGGGUUGUGUUUCACUACAGGGCGGCGACCAGCAGGUAUACUCUGAAUUUUGAGACUGCACAGAAGGCUUGCUUGGAUAUUGGGGCUGUCAUAGCAACCCCAGAGCAGCUCAACGCUGCCUAUGAAGAUGGAUUUGAGCAAUGUGAUGCAGGCUGGCUGUCUGAUCAGACCGUCAGAUAUCCCAUCCGGACUCCCCGAGAAGGCUGUUACGGAGAUAUGAUGGGCAAGGAAGGAGUUAGGACCUACGGAUUCCGUGCUCCUCAUGAAACUUAUGAUGUGUAUUGUUACGUGGACCAUCUGGAUGGGGAUGUGUUCCACAUCACUGCUCCCAAUAAAUUCACCUUUGAGGAGGCUGCCGAAGAGUGUGAAAACCAAGAUGCGCGCCUGGCGACGGUGGGGGAGCUCCAAGCAGCGUGGAGGAACGGCUUCGACCAGUGCGAUUACGGGUGGCUGUUGGACGCCAGCGUUCGCCACCCUGUGACUGUGGCCAGGGCCCAGUGUGGAGGUGGUUUGCUUGGGGUGAGAACCCUGUAUCGUUUUGAGAACCAGACAGGCUUCCCUCCCCCUGAUAGCAGAUUUGAUGCCUACUGCUAUAAACCUAAACAGAAUGUAUCAGAGGCUACAACCAUCGAACUGAGUAUGCUUGCAGAAACUGUCUCACCCACUUUAUCGGAAGAACCACAAAUGGUCCCUGACAGAACUAUACCAACCGCCCCUUUAAUCACCGAAUUACCUGUCAUUACAACCAAAUUCCCUCCUGUGGGAAAUAUAGUCAAUUUUGAACAGAAAGCCACAGUUCAACCUCAAACUGUCACACACAGCAUAGCCACCGAAUCACCCACACUUGCUGGGGGUACCAAGAAGCCUUGGGAUAUGGACUAUUACUCACCUUCUGCUUCAGGACCUCUUGGAAUGCCAGACAUACCUGAAAUUAAGGAAGAAGUGCCCCAAAGUACACCUGUCAUCUCCCUUCAUACCACUGUUUCAUGGGAUGGUGUCAUGGAAGAGAUACAAACACAAGAAUCAGUUACACAAAUUGAACAAAUAGAAGUGGGUCCCUUGGUAACAUCCAUGGAAAUAUCAAAGCACACUCCUCCCAAGGAAUUCUCUGUAAGUGAAACCCCAUUUGUACCUACAACAAGGACGCUGGAAUCCAAAACUGAAAAGAAAACAGUAAGCACUGUUUCUGAAUCAGUGACCACAAGUCACUACGGAUUCACCUUGGGAGAAGAUGAUGGUGAAGACAGAACAUUUACAGUUAGAUCUGGUCUGAGUACCUCGGUCUUUAGUCAAAUGCCUGAAGUCGUUACAGUGUCAAAGACUUCACAAGACACCACCCACACUCAACUAGAGGAUGUGGAGUCGGUCUCAGGACCAACCAUUGUUUCACCUGUAACUGUGCCUGACGGUGAGGGGUCGUCCACGGACAGCUGGGAAGAGAAACAAACUAAUGGUAGGAAAACUGAAGAUUUUCUUGGCCAGGAUGUGUUCGCCACACCUUUCCCAUCAUGGCAUCAUACAGAAGUAGAAUUGUUUCCUUAUUCUGGUGAUCAAAGAUUAGUCGAGGGAACGUCUACAGUUAUUUAUCCCUCUCCACAGACAGGAAGAGAAAGAACGGAAACACUAAGACCAGAGAUGAGAACAGUUAUACUGACUUCCACUGAUGAUGAAAUACAAGAAAAAAUCACUAAAGAUCCAUUUAUAGGAAAAAUAGAGGAAGAAGGCUUUUCUGAAAUGAAGUUCUCUACAGUUUCCUCAGAGCAACUUCAUCUUACAGAGUCCUCGGUGGAAAUGACCGAAUCUUUUGAUUCCCCAGCACUGACAACAACGAAGCCAAGUGUGGCACCAACAGAGGCAACAGAUGUGAAGAAAGACUUUACAACAACUCCGGCUGAAUUAGGAACAGAUGGCUUUGGAGACACCACAAAGUAUGAUGAGAGUAUUACAACAGUGCAUCUGACCCAAAGCACUUUAAAUGUAGAGGUGGUCACUGUGUCAAAAUGGUCAUUGGAUGAAGGUAGCACAACAUCCAAGCCCUUAGAGUCCACAGAGCAUGCAGGCUCUCCAACAUCGCCCCCUGCCUUACUCACCGCUAUGGGAGUGAGUGGAGAGGAUAAAGAAAUCCCAAGUUUUACUGAAGAUGGAAGAGAUAAAUUUACUCUUAUCCCAGACAGUACUCAGAAGCCAUUAAAGGAGUUUACUGAGGAAGACAUCACAGACCGUGAAAAAUUCACAGUUAGAUUUCAGCCAACUACAUCAACUGGUAUUGCAGAAAAGUCAACUUUGAGAGAUUCUACGACUGAAGAAAAAGUUUCACGUCUCGCAAGCACAGAAGGCCAAGUUGUUUAUACAACCAUGGAAGGAAGUGCUUUGGAUGAAGGAGAAGAUAUGGAUGUGUCUAAGCCUAUAUCUACUGUCCCCCAAAUUGCACACACUUUGGAUAUGGAAGGAUCAGCAUUUGUUAAUUAUAGUAGCACCCAGGAGCCUACUACUUAUGUAGACUCUUCCCAUACCAUUCCUCUUUCUGUAAUUCCCAAAACAGAAUGGGGAGUGUUGGUACCUUCCAUUCCAUCAGAAGAUGAAGUUCUGGGUGAACCCUCUCAAGACAUACGUGUGAUUGAUCAGACUCACCUGGAAGCUACUGCUUCUCCUGAAACUGUAAGAACAGCGACGGAAAUUACACAGGGAACAACUCAGGAAGGAUUCCCUGGGAAAGGAUGGACUCCAGAGAAACCAGUUCCUACUCUCAGUUCUACAGCUGACACAGCCAAGGAGACAGUGACACCUUUGGAGGAACAGGAGAGUGAUGGGUCAGCAUAUACAGUCUCUGAAGACAGAUUGGUGACAGGUUCUGUGACAGUCCCAGUUUUAGAAACAACUCCAAUUGGAGAAGUUGAACAAAGUAUAUCUUUUCCACCUGGUGCUGUCACUGAGCACAAAGCAAAAACAGAUAAAAUGCUAACACUAACACCAAGUGUGGGGCCAAAGGUGUCUUUAAGUCCAGGACCUGAACAAAAAUAUGAAACAGAAGGUACCAGUCCAAGGGCAUUUGCAUCACCUUUUAGCACCAGUGUUACCCAGGCUACAGAGGAAACCACUACUGAGAAAAGAGAGAAAACAUCCCUAGAUUAUAUUGAUUUAGGCUCAGGAUUAUUUGAAAAGCCCAAAGCCACAGAACUCCCAGAAUUUCCAGCAAUUAAAGCCACAGUUCCAAGUGACAUCACUGCUGCCUUCAGUUCAGUAGACAGAGUUCACACAACUUCAGCAUCCACUGAGAAACCACCUCUCAUUGACAGAGAGCCUGAUGAAGAAACAACCAGUGACAUGAUCAUCAUUGAAGAAUCGACAUCUCGUGUUCCUCUUACUACCCUUGAGGAUAUUGUAGCCAAGGAAACAGAAACAGAUAUUGAUAGAGAAUAUUUCACAACUUCAAGUACUCCUUCUGCUACGCAGCCAACAAGACCACCCACUGUGGAAGGCCAGGAAGCCUUUAGACCACAGGCACUUUCCACUCCAGAACCCCCAGCAGGGACAAAAUUCCACCCUGACAUAAAUGUUUAUAUUAUUGAGGUCAGAGAAAACAAGACAGGUCGAAUGAGUGAUUUGAGUGUAAUUGGUCAUCCAAUAGAUUCAGAAUCUAAAGAAGACUGUAGUGAAGAAACAGACCGAAGGCAUGAGUUAAUUGCUGAAAUUUUACCUGAGUUAAUUGAAAUUGAUAUAUACCACAGUGAAGAAGAUGAAGGGGAAGACGAGGACUGUGAGAACGCUACUGACGUCACAACCACGCCCUCCGUGCAGUACAUAAAUGGGAAGCAUCUAGUCACCACUGUGCCCAAGGACCCAGAGGCUGCUGAAGCUAGGCGUGGCCAGUUCGAAAGUGUUGCACCCUCUCGGAAUUUUUCAGACAGCAGUGAAACUGACGGUCAUCAGUUUGUAAUCACCAAGACUGGCUUGUCUACUGCCAUGCAACCUAAUGAAUCUAAAGAAACAACUGAAAUCCUUGAAAUUACAUGGAGACCUGAGACUUACCCUGAAACAACAGAACAUUUUUCAAGUGGCGAGCCUGAGAUUUUCCCCACAGUCCCAGUCCCUGAGGGAGAAGCCUCAGAGGGACCAGAGUCAAUCACAAAGAAAAGUCCUGAGCUUGAUUACCUGAUGCACCAGCAUACUGAAUUGGUACCUCUUUUUCCUGAAGAGUCUUCGGGAAAUGCUGGCAUUGACCAAGAAUCUCAGAAAAUAGUCUUUUCAAGGGCUACAGAAGGAACAUUUGGUGAAGAGGCAGGAAGAAGUACUUUCAGCACGUACACCCCAAGUGCUGUUCCAAGUUCUGCAUCAGCAGAAGUUUCAGAGGAAGUAUCGUUUACCUUAACAGGAAGUCCACGGCCUGAUGAGCCACUGUCCACGGCGGAAAGCUGGGUGGAAAUAGCCCUUAGACAAAGUGUAGAGUUCUCGGGGAGUCCUUCUAUUCCAAUUCCAGAAGGCUCUGGGGAAGCAGAAGAAGAUAAAGAUAAAAUGUUUGCCAUGGUAACUGAUUUAUCACAGAAAAAUACUACGGAUUCACUUGUUACUUUAGACACUAGCAAGACAAUGAUCACAGAAAGCCUUUUGAAUGUUCCUACACCCACGGUUUAUUUGGUUUCUGAACAGCCUUCUGCCGUAGUGCCUACCAAGUUUGUAAGGGAGACAGACACUGUUGAGUGGGUCUUCAGGAUAUCUCCUGAGGGAAAGGAGAGGGAAGAUGAGGAGAAGGGAACUACAGGUACAGCUUCUACAGUUGAGGUACAUUCGCCCACUCAGAGAUCAGAUCACUUAAUGUUACCCUCUGAAUUCGAAAGCUCAAGUGAAGUGACAGCUAGUGCUUCAGCCUCUGCUACCAGGAAGAGUUUUAUGUCCUUGACGACACCCACACAGUCUGAAAGGGAAAUGACAAGUUCUACUCUUGUCUUUACAGAAACAAAUGUUUUAGACAGUCUGGGGGCACAGACCACCGAGCCCAGCAGUAGCAGGCAACCUGGGGCUUGGGAAGGGCUGUCCAUUGUCCCAGGGAGCCCCGUUUCUCUCUUUAUGGAGCUGGGCUCUGGAGAAACUGCUGCCGACCCAGAAACCACCACUGUUUCUUCAUUUUCAUUGAAUGUAGAGUCUGAAAUUCAAACCCAAAAGGAAACAGCUGGCACUUUGUCCCCACAUGUGGAAACUCUAUUCCCUUUUGAGCCAACUGGACUGGAUUUGAGUACUGCAAUGGACAGAGAGGUUGCUGAAAUUAUAAGCCAAACAUCCAAGGAAAACUUGAUUUCAGAGAUCUCAGGGGAGCCAAAUCAUGGGGCAGAAAUAAAGGGCUUUUCUACAGAUUUUCCUUUGGAGGAAGAUUUCAGUGGUGACUUUAGAGAAUACUCAACAGUGUCUACUCCCAUAACAAAAGAAGAAACAGUCAUGGUGGAAGGCUCUGGGGAUGCAGCAUUUAAUGAUACCCAAAUUUCACCAUCUGUAAUACCUACUUCGGCCCACGUUUAUCACAGAGCUGACUCAGAAGAACCUGGUCGCACUGUGGUCAGCACUUCAGCCUUCCCUUGGGAAGAGUUCCCAGCCUCAGCUGAGGGCUCAGGUGAGCAGCUGGUCUCACUAAGCAGCUCUGGUGACCAAGUGUUUCCCAGUGCUGUGGGAAAUGUCUCCAAUACAGAUUCCCCAACUAUUGACCAAGGAUUGGGAGAAGAAGGUGCUAUCGAUGAAGCUGAUAAAAGAUCCACCAUUUUGCCAACAGUGGAAGCUGAAAGCACUAAAGCUUCAGUGGAAAAGGGAGAAGUGGAGGUUGACGGCAUGGAUUCAGUGGACUUUCCCCAGACCGUGGAGCCAGACACAUUAUGGGUCACACAAGAAAUCAACCCUGUAAGGCAAGGAAAUGAAAGUGAAGUAGUGGCAGAAGAAAAGAUCCGAGAUCAGAAGUCCCUUGAAUCUCCUCAAAGCUCUGUUGCACCAGAACAAACAAGUUUUGAUUCACAAACAUUUAUUGAAAUUGGACUCCAAAGCACAGAUUAUUCUACACUGACAACCAAGAAAACUUACAGCACUGAUAAGGAAAUGGAGGAGGAAGGCAUUUCCUUAGGUGGCAUGUCUACUCCAAAUCUAGACUCACCGGGCUUGGAAUCAUACACAACUCUUCCUGAAGUUACUGAGAAAUCCCAUUUUUUCUUAGCUACUGCCUCGGUGACUGCAUCAGUACCAGCUGAAAGUGUAAUUACAGGUUCAACAAUCAAAGAGGAAGAAAGUAGGAAACCCUUUCCCAAAGUUAUGAGACCAAUAGUUAAAGAGUCAGAUACUGAUCUUUUAUUCUCUGGACUGGGAUCAGGAGAAGAAAUUUUGCCAACCACAGUAUCAGUGAAUUUUACUGACAUGGAACAAGUCACUAGCACAUUAUAUCCCCAGACUUCUCAAGUGCAAAGUUUUGAAACCAGCACCCUAAAUGGUACAACUGGAGACUAUGAGGGAAUGGGAGUUGUGGAAAGUGAAAUUAGACCACUCAUUUCCCAAACAAACAGCAUUUUUGAAGAUAGUGAGACAGCAGCCAGCACAACCUUCCUAGAAAUUUUAAGUGACACCAGAACUGAAGGGCCCUCUCCAGCACCUCUCACUUUCUCCACAGACACUGAACAUCGAACAAGUCAGACACACCAUUGGGCAGAAGAAAUCCAGACUAGUAGACCACAGCCUAUGGCUGAUCAAGUCUCUAAAGAGAAUUCUUCAACAGCAGAAACUGAAGGAGCAGCAACCUCUUCCACUGAUUUUCUGGCUAGAACCCCUGGUCUUGAAGUGGCCAAAGGAUUUGUUACAUCAGCACCAAAACCAUCUGACUUGUUUUAUGAACAUUCUGGAGAAGGAUCUGGGGAAUUGGAUAUGGUUGAUUUAGUCCACGCUUCUGGAACUACUCAGGCAAGUAGGCGAGGAAGCACCACAUUUGUUUCUGAUAGAUCACCAGCAAAACAUCCUGAGGUUCCAAGCGCUAAGGCUGUUACCGUUGAUGGAGUCCCAACAAUUUCAAUGAUGCCUCUUCAUCCAGAGCAGAAUGAAAGCUCCCCGGAUCCAACUAGCACACUGUCAAGUACAACGUCAUAUGAGAGGUCCACAGAAGGUACUGCAGAUAGUGUCCAAGACCACUUCAGGGGAUUCGAGGAUUCUACCUUAAGACCUGACAGAAGAAAAGCCGCUGAAAAUAUUAUUAUAGAUCUGGACAAAGAGGACAAGGAUUUAAUUUUGACAAUUACAGAGAGUACCAUCCUUGAAAUUCUGCCUCAGCUGACGUCAGAUAAAAAUACUAUCAUAGAUAUUGAUCACACUAAGUCUAUAUAUGAAGACAUCCUGGGAAUGCAAACGGACAUCGAUCCAGAGGUACCCUCAGGACAACAUGGCAGUUAUGAAGACAGUACUCAAGUUCAAGAGAAGUAUGAGGCAGCUGUUAACCUCUCUUUAACUGAGGAAGACUUUGAGGCCUCUGGUGAUACUCUUCUGUACAGUCAGGCAACACAAAAUGAAUCAGUGACUCCUGAAGACCGAAGUCAGUUAGAUCACCUGGGCUCUGUCUUCACAACUGGAAUCCCCAUCCCUAGCACAGAAACAGAAUUAGAUGUUUUGCUUCCCACAGCAACAUCCUUGCUCAUUCCCAGUAAGUCUGCCACAGUUAAUCCAGAGAUUGAAGAACCAAAAAUGGAAGCAAAAACCCUGGAUGACAUCUUUGAAUCAAGCACUUUGUCUGAUGGUCAAGCUAUUGCAGACCAAAGUGAAAUAAUAGCAACUUUGGGCCAUUUGGAAAGGACACAGGAUGAGGAUGAAGAAAAGAAACAUGUAGGUCCUUCUCUUCAGCCAGAAUUCUCUUCAGGGGCUGAGGAGGCGCUGAUAGAACCUACCUCCUACGUAAGUAUUGGUACUACCUACCUGAUGGCUCAGAGUUUAACAGAGGCACCUGAUAUGAUGGAAGGAUCCAAUCCCCCAGAUUCCACUGAUACAUCAGCAGUUUCAGCCUUUGCAAAGCUGUCUUCUCAGACACCAUCAUCUCCUCCACUCACUGUCCACUUAGGCAGUGGAGCCUCUGAACACUCAGAGGGCCCCCAGCCAAGUGCUCUGCCGCGUGCAGAUGCUGGCAUAUCUCAAGUACCCCCAAGAAAACCUACAUAUGUUGAAGCAACUUUCAAACCCUCAAGUGAAGAGUACUUUCACAUAACUGAGCCUCCAUCCUCAUCUCCUGACACAGAAUUAGAGUCUUCGGAAAAUGAAAGUCAACCUACAUUAUUAAAACAAACGGAAGCGUCUACUACCACAGAACUAAAUGCUCAAAAAGAAAUUGAGAUUGUCCAGGAUUCCCAAAACGAAACCAGUACUCAACUUUCUGGAGAAACAGUCAAGGUAUUUCCCAGUAUUAAAAUACCUGAGUCUGGGACUGUUGUCACAGCUGCAACUGAAGUUAAGUUAGAAGGUGCUACGCUAUGGCCACACUCUACUUCUGCUUCUGUGAUUUAUGGGGUUGAGGCAGGUGUGAUGCCUCAGCCCAGCCCACAGACUUCUGAGAGGCCCACCGUUCCUUCUUCUCUGGAAAUAAACCCUGAAACACAAGGAGUUUUGAUCAGAGGGGAGGAUUCCACAGUAGCAACAUCAGAACAGCAAGUGUCGGCGAGAAUUCUUGAUUCUGAUAAUCAGGCAACACUAAGCACCACAGAGUUAAAUACUGAGCUUGCAACACCACCAUUUCCCCUUCUGGAAACUUCUAAUGAAACCAGUUUCCUGAUUGGCAUUAAUGAAGAGUCAGUGGAAGGCACAGCAAUCUAUUUACCAGGCCCAGACCGUUGCAAAACGAACCCGUGCCUUAAUGGGGGCACCUGUUAUCCUACUGAAACUUCCUAUGUGUGCACCUGCGUGCCAGGAUACAGUGGCGACCGAUGUGAACUUGAUUUUGAUGAAUGUCACUCGAAUCCCUGUCGCAAUGGAGCCACAUGUGUUGACGGUUUUAAUACAUUCAGGUGUCUCUGCCUGCCGAGCUACAUUGGUGCACUUUGUGAGCGAGACACAGAGACAUGUGACUACGGCUGGCACAAAUUUCAAGGGCAGUGCUACAAGUACUUCGCCCAUCGACGUACGUGGGAUGCAGCUGAACGGGAAUGCCGUCUGCAGGGCGCCCAUCUCACAAGCAUUCUGUCUCAUGAAGAACAAAUGUUUGUGAAUCGUGUGGGCCAUGAUUAUCAGUGGAUAGGCCUCAAUGACAAGAUGUUUGAGCACGACUUCCGUUGGACUGAUGGCAGUACACUGCAAUAUGAGAACUGGAGGCCCAACCAGCCAGACAGCUUCUUUUCUGCUGGAGAAGAUUGUGUUGUCAUUAUUUGGCAUGAGAAUGGCCAGUGGAAUGAUGUUCCCUGCAAUUACCACCUCACCUAUACCUGCAAGAAAGGAACAGUUGCUUGCGGCCAGCCCCCUGUUGUAGAAAAUGCCAAGACCUUUGGAAGGAUGAAACCUCGUUAUGAAAUCAACUCCCUGAUUAGAUAUCACUGCAAAGAUGGUUUCAUUCAGCGCCACCUUCCAACUAUCCGUUGCCUAGGAAAUGGAAAAUGGGCUAUGCCUAAAAUUACCUGCCUGAACCCAUCUACAUACCAAAGGACUUAUUCUAAGAAAUACUUUAAAAAUUCCUCAUCAGCAAAGGACAAUUCAAUAAAUACAUCAAAACAUGAUCACCGUUGGAGCCGGAGGUGGCAAGAGUCAAGGCGCUGAUCCCUAAAAUGGCGAACAUGUGUUUUCAUCAUUUCAGCCAAAGUCCUAACUUCUUGUGCCUUUCCUAUCACCUUGAGAAGUAUUAUCAGUUGGUUUGGAUUUUGGGACCAACCGUCCAGUCCUUUUGGGUUGCUGUGCUCCCCAAAAUAUUUUCAAUGAAAGUUCUAGCAUUCAAAAAGAAAGCAAACGAAAUGAAAGAAAACGAGGGCAGAAAGUAACCACUUCCAGCCUAUCUAAUUUCUUUAGUUUUCUAUUUGCCUCCAGUGCAGACCAUUUUAUAAUGUAUACCAGCCUACUGUACUAUUUAAAAAGCUCAAUUUCAGCACCAAUGGCAAUGUAAAUAAGAUGAUUUAAUGUUGAUUUUAAUCCUGUAUAUAAAAUAAAAAGUCACACUGAGUUUGGGCAUAUUUAAUGAUGAUUAUGGAGCCUUAGAGGUCUUUAAUCAUUGGUUCGGCUGCUUUUUGUAGUUCGUUUAGGCUGGAAAUGGUUUCCCUUGCCCUUUGUCAGCAAGACUGAGGACGGCUUUCCCUGGACAACUAACAGAGUUUUAUAGGUCGCUGCACCGUCUCCACCACGGGUGCGGUUGGCCUGCAUGUGAUGCUGAAUCCUGCCUAACAGGAUCCCAACGGAACUGGAGACUGCAACAUGCAACUCUUUUUUUUGCUGCAUUCCUUUUUCUUCACUUACAAGAAAGGCCUGAAUGGAGGACUUUUCUAUGACCAGGAGCAUUUUUUAGGGGUCAAAGUGCUAAUUAUUAACGCAACCAGGUCUACUUUUUAAUGGCUUUCAUAACACUAACUUGCAAGAUUACAGAUCAACACGUUUCAAGUGGAUCUAGACUUAGGGCUCUGGAGGGAGGGGGAUUGUUAAAACAACACCACACGUUCAAAGAAAGAAAUUUUGUAUAUAUAACCAUUUUAAUCUUUUAUAAAGUUUUGAAUGUUCAUGUAUGAAUGCUGCAGCUGUGAAGCAUACAUAAAUAAAUGAAGUAAGCCAUA
Camelus dromedarius (Arabian camel) is the source of this 11677-nucleotide messenger RNA. RefSeq names its product versican (gene VCAN). Gene Ontology annotation, molecular function: hyaluronic acid binding; calcium ion binding. Gene Ontology annotation, cellular component: synapse; perineuronal net. Lineage: Eukaryota; Metazoa; Chordata; Mammalia; Artiodactyla; Camelidae. Gene Ontology annotation, biological process: glial cell differentiation; skeletal system development; central nervous system development. Bases 489 to 10679 code for a protein of 3396 amino acids. The record is from RefSeq and is a predicted model, not a curated record. The transcript is spliced from 15 exons.